AUGUUUGUCCUGGUAUCUCGACACGGCGUCUUGGUCUCGGCUACGAACGGGCCAACCAGAAAGGGGAAGGAGCGAACGGGAUGUGGAGACGAGAGAAGGGGAAUGGAAGUGGGAAGGAAGAAAGUCAAGGGGCAAGUGAGGAAGGAGCGGAGGAAAAGCACUGGACUGCAUUUGCUCCACAGUGCAGGAAGGUGCGAGAGCGGAACAACACUUGUAAUACCCAACGACGACGACAUCGUCGACGAACACAAAAGUAAACAAGACGAAAAGGAGAACAGACAGGCGAAUAAAUAG
Molecule: messenger RNA, 294 nt
Organism: Sporothrix schenckii 1099-18
Lineage: Eukaryota; Fungi; Ascomycota; Sordariomycetes; Ophiostomatales; Ophiostomataceae
Exons: 1
Coding region: 1-294 (97 amino acids)
Source: RefSeq, a predicted model, not a curated record